GCAUCAAGACUAAUCAUCAGCCUUCAUAAGGACUGAUUGUGGACUGCUCGUCGCCAGCGUCCUCGUUGGGCCUUAAUUGGAAGAGCCGCCGUGUUGGGGACGAGGACGGUUGAAKGAGCGUCCCUCUUAAGGGGGCCCUGCCAGAAGAACCUUUAUGGGACCCUAAUGACCUGCAGGUGGAUGAUUUACUUGCGGUAAUUAAGGUCAACAUGGAUUUGUGGGUCCUCAUCCUUCUGCUCGGAAGCGGCCUCAUCAGCAUAGGUGCUAACAAUGUGACAACAGAGCCGCCCACGACCACGCUGCCUUCGCCCGAGAGCCCCGUCAGAGCAACGACAGCGAGUCCAGAGCGUGGCAGCCCCAAUGCCACCACCACCAGCCCCAAUGCCAGCUCCCCCGCCACCGCCGUCCCCACCGCGGCGCCGGAGCCGCCCGCCACRACAGCGACGGGACCCCCGCCGACCCCCACCGUGCUGGGGCUCAACACCUCCACCCUGGGCACGACCCUGCCCACACCCCCGGCCACCUCCGCUGUCCCCAGCACGUCACCGUCCACCCCCUACGCCGCUCCGCCGAGCACGGACGAGGAGGCGACAGAGAGGAACUUCAGUGUGACGGUGACAACCCAGGAGACCUCUUCUGCUCCCCACAAUGGUAACUCUGACAGAAGAGAUGAGACUCCAAUCAUUGCUGUGAUGGUGGCCCUGUCCUCCCUCCUCGUCAUAGUAUUUAUUAUUAUUGUGCUGUACAUGUUAAGGUUCAAGAAGUACAAGCAGGCCGGGAGCCACUCCAACUCCUUCCGCUUGUCCAACGGCCGCGCGGACGAUGCAGAGCCACAGAGCAUGCCGCUGCUCGCCAGGUCGCCCAGCACCAACCGCAAGUACCCGCCGCUGCCCGUGGAGAAGCUGGAGGAGGAGAUCAACCGGCGCAUGGCCGAYGACAACAAGCUCUUCCGGGAGGAGUUCAACGCUCUCCCGGCAUGUCCCAUCCAGGCCACGUGCGAAGCUGCUUCCAAGGAGGAGAACAAGGAGAAGAACCGCUACGUGAACAUCCUGCCCUACGAUCAUUCCCGGGUUCACCUGACGCCCGUGGAAGGGGUUCCCGACUCGGACUACAUCAAUGCCUCCUUCAUCAACGGGUACCAAGAGAAGAACAAGUUCAUUGCUGCACAAGGACCAAAAGAAGAAACGGUGAAUGAUUUCUGGAGAAUGAUUUGGGAGCAAAAUACGGCCACGAUUGUCAUGGUGACCAACCUGAAGGAGAGGAAGGAGUGCAAGUGUGCGCAGUACUGGCCGGAUCAGGGCUGCUGGACGUACGGAAACAUCCGCGUUUCCGUGGAGGACGUCACCGUCCUGGUGGAUUACACGGUGCGCAAGUUCUGCAUCCAGCAGGUAGGGGACGUCACCAACAAGAAGCCGCAGCGGCUGGUGACUCAGUUCCACUUCACCAGCUGGCCGGACUUCGGCGUGCCCUUCACGCCCAUCGGCAUGCUGAAGUUCCUGAAGAAGGUGAAGACGUGCAACCCCCAGUACGCGGGAGCCAUCGUGGUGCACUGCAGCGCCGGCGUGGGACGCACGGGCACCUUCAUCGUCAUCGACGCCAUGCUCGACAUGAUGCACGCCGAGAGGAAGGUGGACGUGUACGGCUUCGUGAGCCGCAUCCGGGCCCAGCGCUGCCAGAUGGUGCAGACAGAUAUGCAGUAUGUAUUUAUCUACCAAGCGCUUCUGGAGCACUAUCUCUACGGAGACACGGAGCUGGAAGUGACUUCGUUAGAAAUCCACCUCCAGAAAAUCUACAACAAAGUGCCAGGGACCAGCAGUAACGGGCUGGAAGAGGAGUUCAAGAAAUUAACUUCAAUCAAAAUCCAGAAUGACAAGAUGAGAACGGGCAACUUGCCAGCGAACAUGAAGAAGAACAGGGUGCUUCAGAUAAUUCCAUAUGAGUUCAACCGAGUGAUCAUUCCAGUGAAGAGAGGUGAAGAGAAUACGGACUAUGUAAAUGCUUCCUUCAUUGAUGGCUAUCGCCAGAAGGACUCGUACAUCGCCAGCCAGGGGCCUCUCCAGCACACGAUAGAGGACUUCUGGAGGAUGAUCUGGGAGUGGAAAUCCUGCUCCAUAGUCAUGUUAACGGAGCUGGAGGAGCGAGGCCAGGAGAAGUGUGCCCAGUACUGGCCCUCUGAUGGCGCGGUGUCCUACGGAGACAUCACCGUAGAGCUGAAGAAGGAGGAGGAGUGUGAGAGCUACACGGUGCGGGACCUGCUGGUGACGAACACCAGGGAGAACAAGAGCCGGCAGAUCCGGCAGUUUCACUUCCACGGCUGGCCAGAAGUGGGGAUCCCCAGCGAUGGGAAGGGGAUGAUCAACAUCAUCGCGGCCGUGCAGAAGCAGCAGCAGCAGUCUGGCAACCACCCCAUCACGGUGCACUGCAGUGCUGGGGCGGGAAGAACGGGCACAUUCUGCGCGCUGAGCACCGUCCUGGAGAGGGUGAAAGCAGAAGGAAUUCUCGACGUCUUUCAGACSGUGAAGAGCUUGAGGUUGCAGAGGCCACAUAUGGUGCAGACACUGGAACAGUACGAAUUCUGCUACAAGGUGGUGCAGGAAUAUAUCGACGCCUUCUCGGACUACGCCAACUUCAAGUGAAAACCCAAGAAACAAAUGUCAGAAGAGUUGCCUUCUUUAAUAUUUUGUAAUAUUCUGUUUGUUAAUAUACCCCCCCGAAAAUAUGUGUAUAUAUCUUAACUGUUUUAGAGGUUGGUACCAUAAGCUUCAUAUUAGCUGGAGAUUUUAUAUGUAGCAAAGUGUUAGUGCAGAUACUGUUGGCUCCUUUUUUUUUUUUUUUUCCAAUGUUCUAUUGGGGAAUUAAAUAGCGUGAUGUUUGGAUUAAUAUUGUCAUACCAUCUCUCUUCUGGAGAGUCGACGCAGGUUGUUAUUUUGUUUGUAAAUCUCUUUUU
Nothoprocta perdicaria is the source of this 2947-nucleotide messenger RNA. RefSeq names its product protein tyrosine phosphatase, receptor type A (gene PTPRA). The record is from RefSeq and is a predicted model, not a curated record. Gene Ontology annotation, biological process: protein dephosphorylation. The coding region runs from base 210 to 2636 and encodes 808 amino acids. The transcript is spliced from 23 exons. Gene Ontology annotation, molecular function: protein tyrosine phosphatase activity. NCBI's taxonomy places the organism in Eukaryota, Metazoa, Chordata, Aves, Tinamiformes, Tinamidae.